This is a messenger RNA of Onthophagus taurus, 2545 nucleotides long. It is a transcript of the gene Ubi-p63E, whose product is annotated as Polyubiquitin-63E. The record is from RefSeq and is a predicted model, not a curated record. Gene Ontology annotation, molecular function: protein binding. NCBI's taxonomy places the organism in Eukaryota, Metazoa, Arthropoda, Insecta, Coleoptera, Scarabaeidae.
GAUUGACAAACCUAUAUAAGCGGGAUUUCACUGCAAGCGGAUCAUUCGUUUGUGAAUAUUCAACUUGAACGUAGUGAUAAUUCGUGCUGUUCUACAAAGAUUAUAAUUAUGCAGAUUUUCGUGAAAACCUUGACUGGUAAAACCAUCACGUUAGAGGUCGAGCCAUCUGACACUAUUGAAAAUGUGAAGGCGAAAAUCCAGGACAAAGAGGGGAUCCCACCAGACCAACAACGGUUGAUCUUUGCCGGAAAACAAUUAGAAGAUGGACGUACCCUUUCCGAUUACAAUAUCCAAAAGGAAUCAACUCUCCACUUGGUAUUGAGAUUGAGGGGUGGAAUGCAGAUCUUCGUCAAAACUUUGACUGGAAAGACUAUUACAUUGGAAGUUGAGCCAUCCGACACCAUAGAAAAUGUUAAAGCUAAGAUUCAAGAUAAGGAAGGAAUCCCACCAGAUCAACAACGUUUGAUCUUUGCUGGAAAACAAUUGGAAGAUGGACGUACUCUUUCUGAUUACAAUAUCCAAAAGGAAUCAACUCUUCAUUUGGUAUUGAGAUUGAGAGGUGGAAUGCAGAUCUUUGUCAAAACAUUGACUGGAAAAACUAUUACUUUGGAAGUUGAGCCAUCUGAUACCAUUGAAAAUGUUAAAGCUAAAAUCCAGGAUAAAGAAGGAAUUCCUCCAGAUCAACAACGAUUAAUCUUUGCUGGUAAACAAUUAGAAGACGGACGCACUCUUUCUGAUUACAACAUCCAAAAAGAAUCAACCCUCCAUUUGGUGUUGAGAUUGAGAGGAGGAAUGCAAAUUUUUGUUAAGACCUUAACUGGUAAAACCAUCACAUUGGAAGUCGAACCAUCCGACACCAUUGAAAAUGUUAAAGCUAAGAUCCAAGAUAAGGAAGGAAUCCCACCAGAUCAACAACGAUUAAUCUUUGCUGGUAAACAAUUAGAAGAUGGGCGCACUCUUUCUGAUUACAACAUCCAGAAAGAAUCCACCCUUCAUUUAGUAUUGAGAUUGAGAGGAGGAAUGCAAAUUUUUGUUAAGACCUUAACUGGUAAAACCAUCACAUUGGAAGUCGAACCUUCUGAUACUAUUGAAAACGUUAAAGCUAAAAUCCAGGAUAAAGAAGGGAUCCCACCAGACCAACAACGUUUAAUCUUCGCCGGUAAACAACUUGAAGAUGGACGUACUCUUUCGGAUUAUAACAUCCAAAAAGAAUCCACCCUCCAUUUAGUGUUGAGAUUGCGAGGUGGUAUGCAAAUUUUUGUUAAGACCUUAACCGGUAAAACCAUCACCUUGGAAGUUGAACCUUCUGAUACAAUUGAAAAUGUUAAAGCUAAGAUCCAGGAUAAAGAAGGAAUUCCUCCAGAUCAACAACGUUUAAUCUUUGCUGGUAAACAACUUGAAGAUGGGCGUACUCUUUCUGACUACAACAUCCAAAAAGAAUCAACUCUCCAUUUAGUAUUGAGAUUGAGAGGUGGAAUGCAGAUUUUUGUCAAAACUUUGACUGGAAAAACUAUUACUUUAGAAGUUGAGCCAUCUGAUACCAUUGAAAAUGUUAAAGCUAAAAUCCAGGAUAAGGAAGGAAUUCCUCCAGAUCAACAACGUUUAAUCUUCGCCGGUAAACAACUUGAAGAUGGGCGCACUCUUUCUGAUUACAAUAUCCAAAAGGAAUCUACUCUCCACUUGGUAUUGAGAUUGAGAGGUGGAAUGCAGAUCUUUGUCAAAACUUUGACUGGAAAAACUAUUACAUUGGAAGUUGAGCCAUCUGAUACCAUUGAGAAUGUUAAAGCUAAAAUCCAAGACAAGGAAGGAAUCCCACCAGAUCAACAACGUUUGAUCUUCGCCGGUAAACAACUUGAAGAUGGUCGUACUCUUUCUGAUUACAACAUCCAAAAAGAAUCAACCCUCCAUUUAGUAUUGAGGUUAAGAGGUGGAAUGCAAAUCUUCGUAAAAACAUUAACUGGAAAAACCAUCACCCUAGAAGUGGAACCUUCUGAUACCAUUGAAAAUGUUAAAGCUAAAAUCCAAGACAAGGAAGGAAUCCCACCAGAUCAACAACGUUUAAUCUUCGCCGGUAAACAAUUAGAAGAUGGUCGUACUCUUUCUGAUUACAACAUUCAAAAAGAAUCAACCCUCCAUUUAGUAUUGAGGUUAAGAGGUGGAAUGCAAAUCUUCGUAAAAACAUUAACUGGAAAAACCAUCACCUUAGAAGUGGAACCUUCUGAUACUAUUGAAAAUGUUAAAGCUAAAAUCCAAGACAAGGAAGGAAUCCCACCAGAUCAACAGCGUUUGAUUUUCGCUGGUAAACAAUUGGAAGAUGGACGUACCCUUUCAGAUUACAAUAUCCAAAAGGAAUCCACUCUGCAUUUAGUUCUUCGCCUACGUGGUGGAAAUUAACUUUUUUCCAUUUUCGACUCAUAAUAAUAAUAAUAAAUUUUUAUUUAAUUUCAAUAAAAGGCUGUUCUUUUUUUAUAAUUAAGGCUUUGUAAGGUUUCAUAUUUGAAAAUGAAAUGAAAGUAAAUAAAGAUACACAAUUCAUGAUUUAAAA